Messenger RNA from Rotaria sp. Silwood1, 1017 nucleotides. NCBI's taxonomy places the organism in Eukaryota, Metazoa, Rotifera, Eurotatoria, Philodinida, Philodinidae. The record is from the annotation of a GenBank genome assembly.
AUGUUCAAGAUGAUGGUGGGCUUACCAGCACGUGGCAAAACGUACAUGGCUCGAAAAUUAGCUCGAUAUUUGCAUUGGAUUGGAAUCAAAACAAAAGUAUUCAAUGUUGGCGACUAUCGUCGUGAUGCUGUAAAAUUCUAUGCAGGCAAGGAAUUUUUUGAUCCUGACAAUGCUGAAGCAGUAGCAAUUCGAAAUCAAUGUGCCCAAAAUGCAUUGGAAGAUAUGUGUAACUUUCUUCAGAACGAAGGUGAAGUGGCCAUAUUUGAUGCAACCAAUACGACCCGUGAGCGACGCCGUACAAUAUACAAUUGUUGUACUGAAACAUACUGUUUUCGUGUGUUUUUUGUCGAAUCAAUUUGUGAUUCGCAAGAAGUCAUUGAAGCAAAUAUUCGAGAAGUGAAACUCAAAAGUCCUGAUUACAAAGACAUACCACAAGCAGAAGCCGUCGAAGAUUUUCUUUCACGUAUUGAACUCUAUGAAAAACAGUAUGAACCCAUUGAUGAUAAGAUAGAAGAAAAGCAUUAUUCAUUUAUCAAAAUUUAUAAUUGUGGUGAACGAUUUCUUGUUCAUAAGAUCGGUGGCAAUAUUCAAAGUCGUGUCGUUUAUUUUCUCAUGAAUAUCCAUGUUCUUCCGAGAACUAUCUAUCUUACUAUGCAUGGUGAAUCAGAAAUGAAUGUUCAACAGCGUAUAGGACGCAAUUCACCCUUAUCACCAACUGGCAAAGCGUAUACCGACGCUCUCGCCCAAUACAUCGCGAAUGAAAACAUCAAGGAUUUGAUUGUUUGGACAAGUCAAAUGCAACAAGCGAUCGACACAGGAGCAAAAAUUAAUGCUCCCCAGGAGCAAUGGAAAGCACUCAAUGGAAUUCAUGCUGGUAUUUUCGAAGGUUUGACCUAUCAAGAAGUGGCUGAACGCUAUCCUGAAGACUUUGCUGCUCGUAAUCGAUCAAAAUACUAUUAUCAAUAUCCGGGAGGAGAGGCAAGUUGUCAUUUUGUCCUGUUUCAUAGACAUGCAUGA